UUAUUUCAAAUUCUCUUCGGACGUCCCAGUGGUAGUGUUGGCUAUAAAACAAUACCAGAAGACGAAAAAGAAACAGCCUCAGACCUAAAAUCUAUAUGGGAUGCCGAAGGGAUAGUGAAAUACUCACUCUUGUUCUAUGGUUAUUAUGGGCACGAUAAACAAAUCGGUAACAGCUACAGACUGCCUCUAGCAUACAUGGUUAUAGGAUUGGCUGGAUUUGCCUUCAGUUUCAUCGUGGUACUGCGGCAAAUGGCAUCAAAUAGCAAAAGAAGCGGCUUUUCUAGUCAAGAGGAGAACUUUACAUUCUCCAGGAAACUAUUUAGUGGUUGGGACUAUACAAUUGGACAUCCUGAAACCUCCACAAACAAGUAUGCUUCCAUUGCCACAGGUUUUAAGGAAAGCAUUUUAGAGGAGAAGCAAAAGUCACAGGAACAAAAUAAAAAAAUACUGACACUGUUACGAAUAUUGGCCAAUGUCAUAGUUUUGAUGUUGUUAGCCCUUAGUACCUACAUUAUACAACUGUGUGUAGAACGAUCCAGAGGAGUAGAAAUAAGACACAGAAGAGACCACCUGGAAAUCGGAUUCUGGGACCAGCAAGAGCUUACUGUAGUGAUGACACUCAUAUCAACAUUGUUCCCAACUUUCUUUGAUAUCGUUUCCAUUAUGGAGAAGUAUCACCCAAGAGUAAAUCUGCGAUGGCAACUUGCAAGGUAA
Mytilus californianus (California mussel) is the source of this 714-nucleotide messenger RNA. RefSeq names its product transmembrane channel-like protein 2. The record is from RefSeq and is a predicted model, not a curated record. NCBI's taxonomy places the organism in Eukaryota, Metazoa, Mollusca, Bivalvia, Mytilida, Mytilidae. The transcript is spliced from 6 exons. Gene Ontology annotation, cellular component: plasma membrane. The annotation marks the transcript as partial. Gene Ontology annotation, molecular function: mechanosensitive monoatomic ion channel activity.